UAUGCAUGUAUGCAGCGUGCAGCGGUGUGCGUGUCGCUGCCGCACACACGUCAGUAAUAAACGAUCUAUAGAACGAGACGCGUGUGUUUUCUUUAAGUACUGAUACCUACCCGGCGAGUUACCUACAUAUAUACUAUUUGGCGACGACGAGGGAAGAAUCCACACGGAAUUUCAAAAUGAGUGUCUACGUUGGUACCUUGGGGACUUUUGAUUAUAAAACUCAAGAUUGGAAGAUUUUUUCGGGAAGAUUAGCGAUGUUCAUAACCUUAAAUGACAUCGCGGACGAAAAAAAAACUGCAGUGUUACUAACGAGUUUAUCCGAGGACACUUAUCGGUUGGUUAGUAACUUGUUACAUCCAAAGAAAAUUGAAACCUCAACGUACGACGAGAUUGUUUUACAACUCAACAAUCACUUUACGCCGAAGAGAUCGACUUUUGCAGAUAGAAGCAAGUUCUAUGAGGCAGUGAAACUCGAGGGCGAAAGUGUAGAAGAAUGGGCAGCACGCCUGCGUGGAUUAGCAGUGCACUGUGGCUUCGGAACAGAGCUAAAUGUUUUAUUGCUUGAUCGCUUUGUGCUAGGGUUCAGAUCGGGGCCCGAACGCGAUAAACUCUGUGAACAGGAUCUAUCGACGUUGACGAUGGCAAAAGCACUAGAGAUAGCUCAGCAGGCACUAUGUGCAAGAAGUGCAAAGGCGAGCGAGCCCCCAGCAGUCACAGUGAAAGAAGAACCGUUAUUCAAGGCCAGCGUGAAUCGCGCGGGUGGCGGUGGUCGCGCGGCGCGCGUUGCCACCCAGCAACAGAGUCCGAGUUCGCAGUCGUGUACGGUAUGCGGAUUAAAAAGUCACUCGGCGGAUCAGUGUAAAUAUAAAAACUAUCGGUGCAAUAAGUGUAAAAACAAAGGACAUCUUCGUAAGGUAUGCGGGUUCAAAGUCCAUAAUUUGGGAGCACAACAGGACCUGGAGCAACAGAACGAGUGUGCACAUGACUGCGAGGAGUGCCAGCUGUUUAGUAUGAGAGUUUGAAGCUAAAGGAGGAGGAAUUGCUGUGUAUGCAUGUAUGCAGCGUGCAGCGGUGUGCGUGUCGCUGCCGCACACACGUCAGUAAUAAACGAUCUAUAGAACGAGA
Messenger RNA from Leguminivora glycinivorella, 1125 nucleotides. RefSeq lists its product as uncharacterized. The record is from RefSeq and is a predicted model, not a curated record. The transcript has 2 exons. Bases 177 to 1022 code for a protein of 281 amino acids. Gene Ontology annotation, molecular function: zinc ion binding; nucleic acid binding. NCBI's taxonomy places the organism in Eukaryota, Metazoa, Arthropoda, Insecta, Lepidoptera, Tortricidae.